AUGAAUAAACAAAUAUAGUUUAAAUAUUGGAAGGAAAACAAGCAAAAAAUAUCACAGGCUAUAGUUAAGAAUUAACGUAAGUAAGGAAUUGUCUUGAAGUCUUAGCAAAAAAGAAAGAUCUUAGAAGAUUUCAAAGGGUUGAAUGUCUAUGAUGAUAAAGGGUUAUUGAGAAGUGAUUGUAGAAUAAAGAAAUACGUGGACGGAAGUCGAUACGAGGGAUAAUUAGUGGGAGAGAAGAGGAUAGGGAGAGGAAUAAAUUAUUAUAACAAUGGAGAUAUUUAUGUGGGAGAUUGGGAUGGGGAUAUGUUUAAUGGUUAUGGACACUAUUUUUUUGUGAAUGGAGAACGUUAUAGUGGAAAUUUCAAGAAUGGUUGCAAGGAAGGAUAAGGUAAAUAUUACUAUUUGAAUGGAAAUACUUAUGAUGGGAGUUGGGUGAAUAAUUAAAAAUAAGGAAUAGGAAAAUAUUAUUAUUAUAGUACAGAAGAAUAUUAUGAUGGUUAAUGGAAUAAGGGAUUGAAGCAUGGGCAGGGAGAGGCAAAAUAUGCAUAUGGAGAGAUUUACAAAGGAGAUUUCUAGAAUGAUAAAAGAAAUGGGUUUGGUAUUAUGAGAUUCAAUGAUGGAGCAAGAGUUGAAGGGUAAUGGGUUGACGAUUAAUUAAAUGGCAUUGGUAAGAUAUUUUACUCGAAUGGAGACACAUUUGAUGGAACAUGGCUGAAUAAUCAAAAGAGUGGCAAAGGAGUUUAUACAAUGUGUGAAGGAAAACAGAUAUAUAAGGGGUAGUUUGAAAAUGAUAUGAUGAAUGGAUUGGGCUAUUUAUAAUAUGAAUCAGGAGAUAUUUAUCAAGGAUACUUUAAGGAUGGUAAAAAGGAUGGAGAGGGUGAAUUCUAUUAUUAAGCAUCAAAGGACCACUACAAGGGAUAAUUUAAGAAGGACUUUAGGACUGGAUAUGGAGUAAUGCAUUAUGCAAAUGGGGACAUAUAUUAAGGAGAGUGGUUCGAAGAUCAGAAACAAGGCAAAGGCAAAUAUUAUUAUAGUAUGACAAAUGAUACAUUCGAUGGAGAUUGGAUUAGAGAUAAGAAGCAUGGGAAAGGGAUAUACACUUUUGGAAAUGGAGAUGUUUAUGAAGGAGAAUGGAGUCAAGAUAAGUGGCAUGGUAAGGGAAAGUACACAUCCAAAGAUAGAACAUAUAUGUACGGAGAAUUUAGGAAUCACAAAUUUGUUACUCCGAUGAACUGA
This is a messenger RNA of Paramecium tetraurelia, 1236 nucleotides long. RefSeq lists its product as uncharacterized. Gene Ontology annotation, cellular component: cytosol. The record is from RefSeq and is a predicted model, not a curated record. The transcript has 4 exons. NCBI's taxonomy places the organism in Eukaryota, Ciliophora, Oligohymenophorea, Peniculida, Parameciidae.